UUAAUUUCUCUCUUGGCUAGGUUUUGUUCUGCUGGCGAUGAGGUUAAUUGGUAACACUGUCAUCUCUGUUUACACCACACGCUCGUCCACAACAUAUAGAUGAUAAGAACAUCUUGGACAGACAGUGAUACACAGUUACUUAUUGAGGAAGGGACACAAGAGGCUACAGCUCAUGUCUGUAAACCAAACUAAUAGCAAUGACAAAGUUAAAUUGGAGCCACACAGUGAGUCAGUUGUUCAAGCUGAAGGUAAUUUCCACAAAGCACCUGCAGCAUCACACCAGAGUACAGGCACUGUGCAGGUGAAGGCUGGUGAGAUGUCAAGAGUAGCACCACCAAACACACCUGCCCCUGCUGUGGGCACAGCAACCUCUGGGGUGACUAAAGUAGCACCACAGAACACACCUGCCCCUGUUGUGGGCAUGGCAACCUCUGGGGUUCCUAAAGUAAAACCAGGGAACACAACUGCCCCUGCUGUGGGCAUGGCAACCUCUGGGGUGCCUAAAGUAGCACCACAGAACACACCUGCCCCUGCUGUGGGCAUGGCAACCUCUGGGGUGCCUAAAGUAGCACCACAGAACACACCUGCCCCUGCUGUGGGCACGGCAACCUCUGGGGUACCUAAAGUAGCACCACAGAACACAACUGCCCCUGCUGUGGGCACAGCAACAUCUGGGGUGCCUAAAGUAGCACCACAGAACACACUUGCCCCUGCUGUGGGCAUGGCAACCUCUGGGGUGCCUAAAGUAGCACCACAGAACACAAUGCUAAAGUAA
Molecule: messenger RNA, 775 nt
Organism: Homarus americanus (American lobster)
Lineage: Eukaryota; Metazoa; Arthropoda; Malacostraca; Decapoda; Nephropidae
Product: skin secretory protein xP2-like
Exons: 2
Coding region: 173-775 (200 amino acids)
Source: RefSeq, a predicted model, not a curated record